Loxodonta africana (African savanna elephant) is the source of this 7574-nucleotide messenger RNA. It is a transcript of the gene RBM45, whose product is annotated as RNA binding motif protein 45. Gene Ontology annotation, molecular function: RNA binding. NCBI's taxonomy places the organism in Eukaryota, Metazoa, Chordata, Mammalia, Proboscidea, Elephantidae. The record is from RefSeq and is a predicted model, not a curated record. Bases 53 to 1477 code for a protein of 474 amino acids. The transcript has 10 exons.
GCGCUGCGGAAGCCGCUAGGGCUGAGGGCCGUCCGCGGCGGGCUGGAGAGCCAUGGACGAAGCGGGCGGCUGUGCGAGCGGCGGGGGCUUCCGACCGGGCGUAAAUAGCCUAGAUGAGCCGCCUAACAGUCGCAUCUUCCUGGUGAUCAGCAAGUACACGCCUGAGUCAGUGCUGAGGGAGCGCUUCUCGCCCUUCGGCGAGAUCCAGGACAUCUGGGUGGUGCGGGACAAACACACCAAGGAGUCCAAGGGCAUCGCCUUCGUCAAGUUUGCCCGCAGCUCGCAGGCCUGCAGGGCCAUGGAGGAGAUGCACGGCCAGUGCCUCAGCCCCAACGACACCAAGCCCAUCAAGGUUUUCAUUGCUCAGUCCAGAUCAUCUGGAAGUCACCGAGAUGUUGAAGAUGAAGAGCUUACAAGAAUCUUUGUUAUGAUACCAAAAUCCUACACAGAAGAAGAUCUACGGGAAAAAUUUAAGGUAUAUGGAGAUAUCGAGUAUUGCAGCAUUAUUAAGAAUAAAGUCACUGGAGAAAGUAAAGGUUUGGGCUAUGUGCGAUACUUAAAACCAUCACAAGCUGCCCAAGCAAUAGAAAACUGUGAUCGAAGUUUUAAGGCAAUCUUGGCUGAACCUAAAAAUAAAGCGUCUGAAUCCUCUGAACAAGAUCAUUAUAGUAGUAUGAGGCAGGAGACUUUGGGACAUGAACCUAGAGUAAAUAUGUUUCCGUUUGAACAACAACCUGAAUUUGCAAGUUUUGAAAAGAAUGACAACAGAGGACAGGAAGCUAUCUCCAAACGCUUGUCAGUUGUAUCAAGAGUUCCUUUCACUGAGGAGCAGCUUUUCAGCAUUUUUGAUAUAGUACCAGGAUUGGAAUAUUGUGAAGUUCAACGAGAUCCUUAUUCAAAUUAUGGUCAUGGAGUGGUUCAAUAUUUUAAUGUAGCAUCAGCUAUUUAUGCAAAAUACAAAUUACAUGGAUUUCAGUACCCUCCUGGAAAUCGAAUAGGUGUUUCCUUCAUUGAUGAUGGGAGUAAUGCAGCAGAUCUCCUUAGAAAAAUGGCAACGCAGAUGGUAGCAGCACAGCUUGCAUCAAUGGUGUGGAAUAACCCAAGUCAGCAACAGUUUCUGCCUUUUGGAGGAAGUUCCGGAUCGCAGUUGCCUCAAAUCCAAACAGAUGUUGUACUUCCACCAUGCAAAAAAAAAGCCCCUCCUGAAACUCCUGUGAAAGAAAGACUUUUUAUUGUGUUUAAUCCUCAUCCUUUACCCUUAGACGUAUUAGAGGAUAUAUUCUGUCGUUUCGGUAACCUGAUCGAAGUUUACCUUGUGUCAGGAAAAAAUGUGGGGUAUGCCAAGUAUGCAGAUAGAAUAAGUGCUAAUGAUGCCAUUACAACUUUACAUGGAAAGAUCCUGAAUGGGGUCAGGCUUAAAGUUAUGCUAGCAGAUUCCCCAAGAGAAGAAUCUAACAAACGGCAAAGAACAUACUGAUUCUUGAGAAACAGUAACUCAAGAAUACAUGGAUCCUGGGAACUGAAGGUAUGGUAUUGCUAGGGGAUCAGAAAUAUUUAAUUAAAAUGUGAAGUUACAGUUUAUUCAUUACAGUAACCACACUUUGACUUCGUAUAAGUUAAAACUUGUCCUCAGGAGAAAACGCAGUCCCCGCUAUGUUUUAAGAAAGUUACCAGGCCUUGUAAAAAUAUAGUUGAGUGGUUAUCACAGGAAAAGGGAACUCUGACUAUCGUGCAGAUGGUUAAAGUGCUCAGCUGCUAACCAAAAGGUUAGCGGUUCAAGUCCAUCCAAAGGUGCCUCAGAAGAAAGGCCUGGUGGUCUAGUUCUGAAAAAUCACCCAUGGAAAACUGUUGAGUUGGCGAUGCUUUUGGUGUGAAUAUUUUCACCAAAACUAAAAAAAAAAAAAGAAAAACUCUAUGCAGUACAGUUCUAUUCUGACACACAUGAAAUUUUCAUAAGCCAGAAUUGACUUGAUGGCAACCGGUUGGUUAUGGCUAAAAUGAAUUGUAGCCAAUAUCUGGGUGGUAAGGUUCAUGUGAGCUAGCUAACCCACAUGUUAACCAAGACUGCAAAAUUUAGCAUCCAUAGAGACUGCCAAUCUGACCAUAUUGCUGCAGAAACGGUGGAAGGAAGGCAGCAGAAGACUUUUAAUAAAAUUAUUUAUAUGUGAAAUACAAGAGUUGCGUGGACAGGCAAGGACUUUUUUCCAUAAAAAUGGAACAGAAUAUUGAGCACAGUAGGGCAACCAAAGUGCUUACUCAGAUAAUCCUAUGAGUCUCUACUUAUUGAAUUCUCGUUCCUCUAUCUCCGUGUCUGAUUUUGUAGGUAAAUGAUGCUGCAAUUAACUGAUUUUUUUGUUCUUAUAUUAUUUUCCAGAAUUACCAAUACACAUAUCACAGUAUUCAAUAGCACAAAGUUCUUUGGGGUUUGUUAGUUUUUUAAUGCUAAAAGAAGGGAAUUGAAGUCAGCUACUUUGAAGUCAUCUGAUGUCUGCUAAUUAAGCCCUCCACUGCUAACUGAAAGGUUGGCAGUUUGAAUCCACCAGCCGCUCUGUGGAAGAAAGAUGAGGCAGUCUGCUUCUGUAAAGAUUGCCUUGGAAACCCUAUGGGGCAGUUCUACUCUGACUUUUAGGGCCACUAUGAGUUGGAAUCAACUCCACACCAAUGGUUUUUAUGGAAUUUAGUAGAAGAUCUGCCUGUUGUGUUAGUUUUUGACUCUAGGAGAAGUUGGUUUUGCAUUCUUACAUCGUUGCUCCAUUGACACAAAAGACUUUCUUCUCUUUCCACAUCUGUACAUUAGGAUAACUUAAGAAAUACAAGUGCCAAUGUGAUGUUUUAGGGAAGGUGAGAAAGGAGAUAAUUUUUUACUUGUAGGACUGGCUUUAAGAGAAUUCUGCAGUAGUUUCUGAGGGCACUAGACAGGCUGACCUGCUUGGCAAUGUCAAGAUUAUAACAACUAGACAAAAAAGAGUAUGCCAGAAGAGACAACUUUUAUCUUGCUUGAUCAUCAGAAACUCUUGCCAGGGCUGAUCUACCAUUAGGUAUGAUCUUGGCUUAAACCUAUCAAGAGAAAUUCCUAACAGAGCUCAUUUCUUCCCACUUUUACUCUAAAUACAGAAAUGUUAGGCAAUAAGGAGCCUAUACCAGGCACUGAAAUGUAGUCCCAUCUAUCACCUACCUCAGUCUUGCUUCACUACAAUAACUCAGAAGAAAUAUUUCAUGAAAAAGAAUGGAAUUAGAUCUCCUUUACAUCAUAUUGAAAGAUUAGCAAUGUACCUGGGAUACCCAGCUUCCAUUUAAUAGCUUUCAGUCACUUGUAACAUAGAAAUUUGUCAUGUUUUCUAGAUCUUGUUGAUAUUUUUAGCAUUCAGUUCCCCAAAAGCAAGUUUCAUACGUGUUAGCCACAUUGCCUCUGUGGACCUGUUUUCUCAUCUAGAAAAUAAGAUUGGUAAUAAUUAUUUGUGUAAAUACAAAUAUCUAUUUGUCUACAGAAAAACCCAUGAAAACAUUCAAAUAGAAAAAAAUAUCAGUCAUAGAAACUUACGUAAGAAUAGUGGAAAUGAGAAGGGAUUUCUACUAAAUAAAGUACAAAGGAGUUUGUUUUUUUUUGUUUUUUAAGUGACUGACUCAGAUUUCAUAUCAAGUGACUUGUCAGUAAAGCAAGAUGGUACCUUAGCUUCCCAGGUUUUAGCACUCACUCAUCUAUGCCAAGAAAUAGGGAAGACAGCUUCCUGGCCAACUGACAGGAAGAGAUCUAUAUUUAUGCCUAUUCCCAAGAAAGGUGAUCCAACCGCAUGUGGAAAUUAUAGAACAAUAUCGUUAAUAUCACACGCAAGCAAAAUUUUGCUGAAGAUCAUUCAAAAAUGGCUGCAGCAGUAUAUUGACAGGGAACUGCCAGAAAUUUCAGGCUGGUUUCAGAAGAAGACGUGGAACCAGGAAUAUUGCUGCUAUCAGAUGGAUCCUGGCUGAAAGCAGAGAAUACCAGAAAGAUGUUUACCUGUGUUUUAUUGGCUAUGCAAAGACAUUCGACUGUGUGGAUCAUAACAAAUUAUGGAUAACAUUACGAAGAAUGGGAAUUCUAGAACAUGUAAUUGUACUCAUGAGGAACCUUUACACAGAUCGAGAGACAGUUGUUCGGACAGAACAAGGGGAUACUGAUCGGUUUCAAGUCAGGAAAGAUGUGCGUCAGGGUUGUAUUAUUUCACCAUACCUAUUCAAUCUGUAUGCUGAACAAAUAAUACAAGAAGCUGGACUAUAUGAAGCAGAACGGGGCAUCAGGAUUGGAGGAAGACUCAUUAACAACCGGUGUUAUGCAGGUGACACAACCUUGCUUGCUGAAAGUGAAAAGGACUUGAAGCACUUACUAAUGAAGAUCAAAGACCACAGCCUUCUGGAUUGCACCUCAACAUAAAAUAAAAAUCCUCAUAAUUGGACCAAUGAGCAACAUCAUGAUAAACAGAGAAAGGAUUGAAGUUUUCAAGGAUUUCAUUCCACUUGGAUCCACAAUCAACAGCCAUGGAAGCAGCAGUCAAGGAAUGAAAAGACACAUUGCAUUGGGUAAAUCUGCAAAGGACCUCUUUAAAGUGUUGAAGAGCAAAGAUGUCACCUUGAAGACUAAGGUGCACCUGACCCAAGCCAUGGUGUUUUCAAUUGCAUCAUAUGCAUGUGAAAGCUGGACAAUGAAUAGGGAAGACUGAAGAAGAACUGACGCCUUUGAAUUGUGGUGUUGGCAAAGAAUACUGAAUAUACCAUGGACUGCCAAAAGAACGAACAAAUCUGUCUUGGAAGAAGUACAACCAGAAUGCUCCUUAGAAGCAAGGAUGGCGAGACUGUGUCCUUUGGACGUGUUGUCAGGAGGGAUCAGUCUCUGGAGAAGGACGCCAUGCUUGGCAAGGUACAGGGUCAGCGGAAAAAAGCAAGACCCUCAAUGAGGUGGAUUGAGACAGUGGCUGCAACAAUGAGCUCAAGCAUAACAACGAUUGUAAGGAUGGCACAGGACCUGUCAGUGUUUCAUUCUAUUGUGCAUAGGUUCAGAACCGACUCGACGGCACCAAAGAACAACAACAUUACAUAUGAGAAGGCUCUACCAAUAAUCUGAGACAGAUACUGAGAGUCCCAUCAUAAUAGACUAUUCUGCAUUACUUCACUGAUGAUACUGAAGCUACAGUGUCUUGAAGCCUUUGCUUAAUCAACAGAACCACAGUUGGCAUAUACCUGGGCGGUGGGAUCAUAAAAGAGAUCCCACCUCUGACUAGAAGAGCAAUUCUGAGUAACAAAGGCAGCAUAAGGGGCCCAGAAAGAUUUCUUAGCUUCUGUACAUCAGCUGUUUUAAAAUACUUAAAACAGGAUUUAGAAAAAAAAAAAUCUGAAACAUGUUCUUUCUAGCCUCUUCUCUCCUAAGAACAUUGGUCUUAUUGCAAGAAAAUCCUUUACUCUGUUGUUUAUGGGUUGUACCCUAAGCCUAGAUCUGAUGGGCCUCCUUGGAUUUCCUAGAGGAAUGAAGUGGGUCUAAAUUUGGUGACCACCUGUUGGAUUACAUCAUCUCCUCAGUGGACUAUAAAAGAGCUAGCUGAUAACAAUCCUCAGAGCCUGACAUUUCCCCUGAAAUUGCCUUAGAUAAAUCUAUCCUCAUUCAGAAAUGAGUAAGUAAAUGGGUAGGAGAUUUAAACAGUCAUGCACAAAAGAAUACCACAAAGGGAUGGCACUUUGUUUUUUUUUGAUGGAGAAAGGGCAGAGGAAUGUUAGGUAAAUUCCUUAUUUUUUAUAAAGAAAUUCUUUUUUACUUUAAUAUUUAAAUAUAAGUUUAAGAAUCUUCAAAACAAGUGUUCAACCAAAUUAGUUAUCAAGGAAAUACAAAUGAAAACUGCAAUACCAUACCCUCACACCUGUAAGAACAGCAAAAAUUUAAAAAUCGACAAUACCAAGUGUUGGUGAGGGUAUGGAGCAACAGGAACUGUCAUGAACUGCUGGUGGGACGUGUAAAUUGCCCAGUUACUUUGGAAAAUGUUUGACAGUAUCUACAAAAGUUGGACAUUUGUAUACCUUCAGCAAUUCCAUUUCUAGGCAUAUAUCCAACAGAGAUGUGUACCAAAAGACAUACCAGAAUAUUCUUAGCGGCAUUACAGUAGCUUCAAAUUGCAAAUGAUCCCAGUGUCCAUCAAUAGAAUGCAUGUAAUGGGAUACUGUGCAGCAAGGAAAUGAACUCACUUUUGCUACAUACAACAGUUUGGAUGAAUCUCACAAACAUAAUGUUGAGCAAAAGAAGCCAAGCCAAAAAUAAAAUGUGCUUUAUGAUUUCCAUUCAUAGAAAUCUCAAAAACAAGCAGACCUUCCCUUUUGGGCAUAAUAGAGUGGGAAGGCGGGCAUAAAGGGAGUUUAUAAUAUAAUCUGAUAAUCUCUUGACCAGGGUGGUUGGUGUUCACUUUAUGAUACCUUUCUGAACUGUACUCUAUGUAGUGGAGCCCCAGUGGCACAGUAGUUAAGAGUUCGGCUGCCAACCAAAAGGUUGAAGUUUGAAUCCACCAAGCUGCUCCUUGGAAACCCUAAUGGGACAGUUCUCCUUUGUCCUAUGGCAUCACUAUGAGUCAAAAUAGACUCGACGGCAAGGGUUUUUUCCCCCUGUGGUUUAUGUAUUUUGCUGUAUCAAGAACUUUAAAGUUUUUGUUUCUUGAUGAGCAAAGAAAAAAUCAGCAAAUUUUAUGUGCCAGUUCUGCAGUGUGAGAGGAGCAAUGCCCUGAGGCAUUUAGAAGUAAGGGCUUUCUUUAUUCUUUCAAUGGAUGUAUAACAGGAAAUAUUAGAAAACAUCUGCUUCGCCUCCUGUUGUGGUGUAAGAGGGCAUUUUAAUGACGAGGGCGAGGUAGGAGUCAGGGACUAGAAAAAAAGGUGAGAAGCUAAAUUGAAUUUUGUUUCAGGAGCAGUAAAUAGUAAUAGCCCUGAAGAAAAUCUAAUCCGUGAUGAAAAACUAUGAAUGUCAAACUGCUUUUCAGAACCCUAGGGGUUCACAUGAGCCCAGAAGGGACAUGUGGAGGUGUCUCUCCUUGUCUGUCAAUCAGAACAGAUCUGCCUUCAUCAGUGUUACAUGUUGUGCCUAAUAAGCUUUCCUUUAAGAGAUUCUGCAGCUUAAAUAAGUUAAAAUAAACCAGCACCUUCAGUAAGGGAAGACGCACAGAUAAAAAUGACUGAUCACAGAGAUUUCUUUGAAUAAUAGGUGUUCUCAAAGAAGAUGACAAAACAAAUGAAACAAUAAUCAGUUUUAAUAGAAGAAACCUUGUUGAUCUGAAAAGAGCUCAAGUCUGAAGGUCCUCUAGUACACAUUAAAUGCCAGCUGGAAUGAAGCAAAGUCUAUAGAGUUGUUGUAGUUCAAGAUUUCACCACUCAUCCAAGUUGUGAAGGUAACAGACAUUUUGUGAUAUGCAGCAUACUACUCCUUUACCAUUUCUUGACAAAAUUACUUGAAUAUAAUUAUGAGACUACCAAGAUGAAUCAAAAUUAAGAAUAAAAGAAUGAGAAAGACCAGUUGGUGAGUACUGAAGUCAGUGAAACUAUGAGGAUAAUAAAGAUAAUUGUUGUAAAUGUGA